CUAAUGCGUUCAAGAUCGUCCUGAGUGUGUAUGUAUCUAUCUAAACUAAAAAUAUCUUAACAAUAAUAUAAUAUAAUAAGAAGUUAGGGAUUGGUAGCCUUACGGAGAAUUUGAGCCUGGGAGUCAAAGUGAGCCAAAUUCCGGGAGAGAUUUCAGUGCCGAAGAUCUCAGCGGUGCCAGUGAGGAGACGAAGUCGGAGAGGUGUGUCCGGACCGACUUCGAUUCUAAGCUCGCACUCCUUCCCUACCUUCACCUGCCUCACCACCGCCGUUGACGCCGGACCUACGGGGGCGCCUCCGUACUCCAUCAUCAUCGACCUCUUUUUUCCGAGGACAGGGUAAGGGGCAACAGAGACUUGGAGAGUUAACUGGUGAGCGACGAAAACAGGAGUGCAAAAAAUGGGGAAGACAACGUACAUGAAACUAAAGGGAAGCCAGAACCUGAGGCAGCGUCUCGUUCUCUCGACACUUGCUUCCACUCCAAUUGUUAUCGAGGAUAUCCGCGCUGAUGAAACCUGGCCUGGCCUCCGCCCCCAUGAGGUCUCCUUCCUCCGCCUCCUCGAGAAGAUUUCUGAUGACUGUGUCGUCAAGAUCAACGAAACUGGCACAAAAUUGAAGUAUGAACCUGGGAUUGUGAAUGGUGGGAAACAUCUUGUGCAUGACUGUGGUGUUAGUCGGUCCGUUGGCUAUUUCUUGGAGCCACUAAUUGUGCUUGGAUUGUUUGGGAAGAAACCCCUUUCAAUAAGGCUAAAAGGGAUUACAAAUGAUUCUAAGGAUCCAUCUGUUGAUACUUUCCGAUCAACUACCUUACCAAUCCUGAAGCAUUUCGGAGUUCCUUCAGAAGGAUUGGAUCUGAAAAUUGAGUGCCGUGGUGCUCCUCCUCAUGGUGGUGGAGAAGUUUUUCUUUCGGUUCCUACUGUCCGAAGUAGUUUAACAGCAGUCACCUGGAUUGACGAGGGCAUGGUGAAGAGGAUUAGGGGAGUUACUUUUUCAACAAGAGUGUCUGCUCAGUUUGAGAAUACCAUGAUACAUGCAGCUCGAGGAAUUUUUAAUCGCCUGCUUCCGGAUGUCCACAUAUUUACUGAUCAUAAAGCUGGAGUUCAAGCUGGAAAGUCACCUGGCUAUGGAAUUUCACUAGUUGCUGAAACUACUACUGGCUGCUUCAUCUCUGCUGAUAGUGCAGUGUCUUAUGCACGUGGGGAUGAAGAGGGUGAAAUUGAAGACGAAGAGAAGAAAGAGCUUAUGCCACCAGUGGAUGUUGGGGAGCAAAUUGCUUCUAUAUUGCUUGGGGAGAUUGAACAAGGAGGUGUGGUGGACUCAACACACCAGGGUUUGUUGUUCAUUCUUUGUGCAUUAUGUCCACAAGAUGUUUCAAAGGUUCGCGUAGGGAAACUCUCGCCAUAUGGAAUAGAAACACUGAGGAACAUCAGAGACUUUCUAGGCGUUAAAUUUGUCAUCAAGCCAGAUCCAUCAACAGGGACAGUCAUACUUAAAUGCGUCGGGUGUGGAUUGACGAAUUUAUCCAGAAAGGCAUCAUGACAAGUGACAGUUAAUGAUUCUUCACGGUUGAUAGGUUGCUUGUGGAUCAAAGUAUAUUCAAAGAGCCUGUCGUGCAUGUAUGCAUGUUUUAUUGGCUUGCAAUUUUGAUACGGAUGGUUGUAACUUAUGAAGUUUUAGUAUCAAUUAAGUUUUAUGUUUUGUGAAGCAUGUAAUUGGAGCUAUAUUAUUCACAGCAUUGCUAUGAAACAAAACUCUCCCAACUUAUGAUGUUUUGUCAUGCAUA
Camellia sinensis is the source of this 1782-nucleotide messenger RNA. RefSeq names its product RNA cyclase family protein. The record is from RefSeq and is a predicted model, not a curated record. Gene Ontology annotation, cellular component: nucleolus. NCBI's taxonomy places the organism in Eukaryota, Viridiplantae, Streptophyta, Magnoliopsida, Ericales, Theaceae. Gene Ontology annotation, molecular function: RNA endonuclease activity. Gene Ontology annotation, biological process: ribosome biogenesis; endonucleolytic cleavage of tricistronic rRNA transcript (SSU-rRNA, 5.8S rRNA, LSU-rRNA).